This is a messenger RNA of Apiotrichum porosum, 378 nucleotides long. RefSeq lists its product as uncharacterized. The record is from RefSeq and is a predicted model, not a curated record. The transcript is spliced from 3 exons. Bases 1 to 378 code for a protein of 125 amino acids. Lineage: Eukaryota; Fungi; Basidiomycota; Tremellomycetes; Trichosporonales; Trichosporonaceae.
AUGGGCAGCACUCCAGCCACUGCAGCUCCAAACCGUGUUGGGAAUUCGACCUGCCUCUCAGAAUGGUCAAACCAUUUGGAACGCUUUGGAGCCCUCACACCUCCCGGCCGUGAAACAAAGGCCCAUGAUCACCGGCCAUGGGUCCUCGAGGCGUGCCAGCCAGUCGGUGAUGGCGUGCAGACCUGCAAAUCAGACGAAUACCGGGUGCGAGCAUGGCCAGAGGCCAGAGGGGCGUCCGGUGGACCAGGCGGCCCAUCUCCGGGGGCCAGUGACCAGCGUGCACCCCCAGUGGGCACCGAGCCGACCGAUGCCAGGCGUCACCUUUUGUCGGAAGCACCUGCACAACUCACAGACGCCAUGCGGUUCGGGCUAGCGUGA